AGAACUGUUACUAUGUUCACUACAAAAUUUACAUUAGUUUUUAAUUUUAUAAAGUUUCUUCCUUUUUCGAUUGUGCGAUAUAGUGUGUGGUGUUGAAUUAAAGUCUAAUUGACAACAAAUAUGGCUAAGUCAAAGAAUCACACAAAUCAUAAUCAAACCCGUAAAGCCCACCGUAAUGGUAUCAAAAAGCCAAAGCGCUAUAGACAUGAAUCUACCAUGGGUAUGGAUGCCAAGUUCUUAAAAAAUCAACGCUUUUCAAAGAAGCAUAAUCUGAAGCCUGCAGCACAAUUGAAGAGAGCAGCAGAGCGUAAAGCUAAAGCAGCAGAAAAAAAAUAAAUGUAUCGUCAUAAAUAAAUUUUGUUAAAUCGUA
This is a messenger RNA of Ctenocephalides felis (cat flea), 370 nucleotides long. It is a transcript of the gene RpL29, whose product is annotated as 60S ribosomal protein L29-1. Gene Ontology annotation, molecular function: structural constituent of ribosome. Lineage: Eukaryota; Metazoa; Arthropoda; Insecta; Siphonaptera; Pulicidae. Bases 121 to 336 code for a protein of 71 amino acids. Gene Ontology annotation, biological process: cytoplasmic translation. Gene Ontology annotation, cellular component: cytosolic large ribosomal subunit; ribosome. The record is from RefSeq and is a predicted model, not a curated record. The transcript is spliced from 4 exons.